AUGCCCACCGUCCUUCUGCCCUCGUCGGCAGCCGCAUUCGCACCACGCUCGUCCCCGAACGUGGUGCUGAAUGCCCGCAUCGAGCCGUGGUUGACUGCCACCUUGAAGCGAGUAAACCGAGUCAAGCGACCUCUCAAUAAUGUUACCCAGCACACCAGAUGCUUGACGGAGACGCUGUCGUCCCCCAACGCCAUCUGGACGCUGUGCUCCAUGAUGUUCCCCAAGGCCCCUGAUGCGGAGCUCCGGAAGGACGACAACCCGCUCGUCGAGGCCCUCUUUAACUACCAGAUGAUCCACAUGGAAGCGUACGUCGUGCAUGUCGACAUGGUGUCGCAGAACGAAGUGGCUUUCAAGUUGACCCCAGAGACCAUCGAGGCUCUGGUCGAUUACCACAAGGAUAUCUAUUCCAUCGACACCGCCGCCAGCACCUGGGACUGGCCCGACAAGGACAGCCAGCUGAAGAAGCUGCAGGAGGAGUUUGUGCAGGCAGUCAACAAGUUCGUCUAUCGCACCAGUGCGCUUGCGCUCGAAGGCCUCGAGGAGGAUGGCGCCGGCGAGCUACUCGGAGGUCGCAGCGACGACGCAAAGGCGGCGAUCACCAGCCUGUUCGUGCCCCUGUUGCCACCACCACCACGAGUGGUCGAUGUGCUUCGUUCGACGCCUCUCCUGCCCAGCUCGACCGGGGCGACCGCUUGGUGGCAGGAGCCGGUCCCGCAACCACUACCGUUGGAAUCAUGGAAGGUUCUUCCAUCCAGCCCUGCGACAACCAGCACCGUCGAGAACCCUAGUAUCGCAGCUUACUUCGCCAACGUUCGCUCAACCAUACACAACGUCACCGUACAAUGCGGCGCAAUACUACAGUGCGGCGGCGACGUCGGCGGCGGCCAUCGCGGCGCUCCCGCUACCGAGCAUGCUGGUGCAACCAUGCAGCACGGUGGCGGGACUGGCGGGGUUUGGAUGGGAAAGUCGGUACCAGGAUUUUUCACUGCCGUACGGGACAACAAUGUAACAGGUCCAUGGAACCAGACACUUGAUGUUAACGGUAUCCCUGACUUCGCGUGUCUUUGGAAUAGAUCCCAGGAUGCAUAUCGACAGAAUGAAUACGACUCCGGGCCCGAGCAACCACCACCACCCUACGGCUACACACAUCAGACUAAUUGGCAUCAAUGA
Aspergillus sclerotioniger CBS 115572 is the source of this 1170-nucleotide messenger RNA. RefSeq lists its product as uncharacterized. Lineage: Eukaryota; Fungi; Ascomycota; Eurotiomycetes; Eurotiales; Aspergillaceae. The transcript is spliced from 2 exons. Bases 1 to 1170 code for a protein of 389 amino acids. The record is from RefSeq and is a predicted model, not a curated record.